Molecule: messenger RNA, 1053 nt
Organism: Zasmidium cellare ATCC 36951
Lineage: Eukaryota; Fungi; Ascomycota; Dothideomycetes; Mycosphaerellales; Mycosphaerellaceae
Exons: 2
Coding region: 1-1053 (350 amino acids)
Molecular function (GO): dioxygenase activity
Source: RefSeq, a predicted model, not a curated record
AUGGGUUCCAUCGAUCAACCACCUUUUCCAAUCGUCGACUUCGCCAAAUGGCACGACCCGCAGGGCAAAGAUGAUCGAUUAUCCAUUGCUAAGAGCCUAGUCGAUGGCUGCCGGUCGCAUGGUUCUGUCUACGUCAUUAAUCACGGCGUCUCGCAAGAAUUAGUAUCCAAGGCCUUCGACAUGUCCUCGCGUUUCUAUCAUCUGAGUGAUGCCGUCAAGGAGCAAGUGGCCCAUCCCCCAGGGAUGGAAAUCCACCGAGGCUGGACGAAGCUGGGAGGAGAGAAUGCGAGUAAUUAUUCCUUCGACGGCCUGGAGAAGCUCAAGCAAUCCGCGGCCGUGCCCGAGAAGAGGGAGUGUUUGGAUGUCGGCAGCGACGAGAGACCCGAUAUGCCGAACAUGUGGCUGCCGGAGCAGACGCUACCAGGCUUCAGAGAGACCAUCAUGGACUUCCAUCAAGAGGCGCGCGGAGUUGUGACAGCCGUGCUUGGUGCACUUGGACUAGGCAUCGGACUGAGAGAUCCGGAUUACUUCACGAACUUGCAUCCACCGAUUCGCAAUCACCUCAGAGUAUUAUACAGCCCUCCUAUUCCGGCCGCUGAGCUUGAGAGCGGAGCUGCGAAGCGCAUGGGCACUCACACAGACUUCUCGCCGCUUGCUGUCAUCUUUCAAGACGACUGCGGAGGUCUGCAGAUGGCGAACCCGUACAAGAAUGAUGGCGUCUUCACCGAUGUGACUCCGAUCGAGUCUACCUGUGUGCUCACCCUCGGCCAGCCUUUUGAGCGGUGGACAAACGGCUUCCUCAAGGCCGUUCCUCAUCGCGUUGCAAUACCACCACGCGCCGAUCGAUUUGAUGGGGCCGAAAGAAUGACGAGAGGAAGGCUGUCGCUUGCGUACUUUGCAGAUCUUGUUCCGGACACUGUCAUUGAACCGCUCCCGGAAUGUGUUGAUGACGGACAUCCACGUCUGUUCGAUCCAGUCACUAUACGCGAAAUCUUCCAGAAUGGAUACAAAAUGAUGGAAUCGCGGUACGGUGAAAAGGUUUCCAGCUCGUAG